Messenger RNA from Ipomoea nil (Japanese morning glory), 2520 nucleotides. Its product is annotated as ankyrin repeat-containing protein At5g02620-like. The transcript is spliced from 3 exons. Gene Ontology annotation, molecular function: protein phosphatase 1 binding; protein phosphatase regulator activity. The coding region runs from base 648 to 2339 and encodes 563 amino acids. Gene Ontology annotation, cellular component: plasma membrane. The record is from RefSeq and is a predicted model, not a curated record. NCBI's taxonomy places the organism in Eukaryota, Viridiplantae, Streptophyta, Magnoliopsida, Solanales, Convolvulaceae.
AUUCUUUUCUAGUGGAAUCUGCAUGUUACGAACAUCAAUGUAACCAAAAAGUCAAAACCAUACAUCUUUUGCAAUCUUUGUUUCAAUAUACGUGUUACACUCGAGAUUAAUGCUCCUUCUUUAUAGGCGCAGCCAAAAACAUUGCGUUAAUAAACACAAACAAAUACAGAGCGACAGGAAUAUAGCUUUACGAGAGUCUGUGCGUAAGGCAUUUAGCCUUUGUCUUUAUGUUCUUGAUCUCUUCAAUUCUGGGAUUCUCAGUGGUCAGUUUUUAGCCCAUCUUUUGGAAUUUGGAAUUUGGAGAUUGGAGAACAGAAUCUUUGUGGAUAAAUAAAUUUUCUCCAAUUUCAGCUUCUGAAAGUUUGGUUCUUUGGGGGGCUGAAUUCUUCCAGUCUUGAGCUCUGGGUGUUGUUGAGGUUUGGAGAUAAGUUUUAUCAUCGUACUAGAAGCAUCAAAUUAAAGGUACUUUUUUUUUUUUUUUUAUAAAAAAGGUUGCUUCUUUGGAUUAAAUUCAUCUAAACUGGAAACCCCAUUAAUUUUCCCUAGGGAUUUUUGUUGAAGUUUAUAAAAACAGAGAAUUUGGUGUGUUGAUUUAGAGUUAGUGGUGUUGAAAAGUGGAGAAACAGAGUAGUUUGAGAGGUGUAAGAAUGGAGAAACAGCAGAGUUUUGGAAAUGGGGUUAUGGAAAAACAGAAGAGUUUGAAAGAGAGGCAAAAGAGCAUUAGGAUAGCAAUGGAGAGGCAGGUGAGCUUUGGUGUUGAGAGAAAAAGAGGGAAGGAUUCUCCUGGGAAACGAGGCGAUACGCCUCUUCAUCUCGCUGCUCGAGCAGGGAAUUUAGCUAAGGUGAUACAAAUUCUUAACAAGUUGAAUGGUAUAGCCAUAAAAGAAUCAGUAUCAAAGCAGAACCAGGAGGGUGAGACAGCUUUAUAUGUUGGUGCUGAGAAUGGUCAUGCCAUGGUUGUUGCAGAAUUUCUCAAACAUAUAGACCUCCAAACCGCCUCCAUUGUCUCCAACAAUGGCUAUGAUACCUUCCAUGUUGCCGCUAAGCAGGGUCAUCUUGAAGUGCUGAAGGAACUCUUGAACGUUUUCCCGAAUCUAGUGAUGACUACAGAUUCGUCCAAUUCUACAGCCCUGCAUACUGCCGCGGGUCAAGGCCAUGUUGAAGUUGUAAACUUGCUUCUUGAUAUUGACUCGAACCUUGCUAAAAUAGCUCGCAACAAUGGGAAGACGGUGCUCCACACAGCAGCAAGAAUGGGUCACUUGGAAGUGGUGAAAUCCCUUUUAAGCAAGGAUCCCGGUAUUGGGUUCAGGAUGGACAAGAAAGGCCAAACCGCUUUGCACAUGGCUGUGAAGGGGCAAAAUGUUGAUAUUGUGGUUGAAUUAAUGAAACCAGAUCCAAAGGUACUGAGUUUAGAAGAUAACAAGGGAAACACAGCACUCCAUACUGCAACGAGGAAGGGACGGGCUCAGAUUGUUGGGUGCUUAGUAUCUGUUGAGGGUAUGAAUAUGAAUGCAGUUAACAAGGCAGGAGAAAGUGCUCUUGACAUUGCAGAAAAGCUUGAAAGUGGAGAGAUUUCAAGUAUUUUAAGGGACGCGGGAGCUGUGCAUUCUAAAGAUCAUGGGAAGCCUCCGACUCGGAGUGGUGCAAAACAACUCAAACAAACCGUUAGUGACAUAAAGCACGAUGUUGAAUCCCAACUUCAGCAGAGCCGACAGACUGGGUUCCGUGUUAGAAAGAUAGCAAAAAAAGUGAAGAAACUACACAUCAGUGGCCUUAACAAUGCCAUAAACUCUUUAACAGUCGUCGCUGUCCUGAUUGCUACCGUUGCUUUUGCUGCAAUCUUCACUGUGCCAGGCCAAUAUGUUGAAGAGGAAACCACCAAAGGGUUUUCUCUCGGGGAAGCCCACAUAGCCAAAAAGGCAGCUUUCAUAGUCUUCUUCUUGUUUGACAGCAUUGCAUUAUUCAUAUCCAUAGCUGUUGUGGUUGUCCAGACAUCCUUGGUUGUGAUUGAACAAAAGGCGAAGAAGCAAAUGGUGUUUGUAAUAAACAAGCUGAUGUGGGCAGCUUGCCUCUUCAUCUCAAUCGCGUUCAUCGCCCUUACUUAUGUGGUGGUUGGAUCUCGGGAAAGAUGGCUUGCCAUCUAUGCAACUGCAAUAGGGGGCGUUAUAAUGCUAACUACAAUUGGGUCCAUGUGUUACUGUGUGGUUCGACAUCGGUUGGAAGAGUCGAGGAUGAGAAAUAUAAGGAGAGCUGAGACGUUGUCACGUUCUUUUUCAAUGUCCAUGGUAUCAGAUCCAGAGCUUUAUAAUGAAAGCUACAAGAGAAUGUAUGCUGUAUAGGCUGGAGGAAAAAAUUGAAGAAUGUUAGUUACUAUUUUGAUAAUGAAACCUUCAAUUUUUUAUAAUCUGAUCUCAUAGGUACAACAAGGUUCAAAUGGCUGAUAUGUUGUAGUUACUAUUUUGAUCCAUUGUCUAUUCCCAAGUAAAGGUUGUAAAGUUACAAUCACAUUACUAUAUAAUA